AUGUCAGCAGAGCGUAAGGGUCUCAAAGCUGCUCUCGCUCAGAUGCAACAGGAACUUCCAUUCGACUUUCCCUGUAUCGUGAAUGGUUUACCGAUUAGAACUGGUAAACUUGCAAAGCAGCCCAUACCCGCCCGUCAUCUCUACAUACACCACGAGGCAGAUGAAUCGGCUGUAGUCACCGCGAUUGAUGGUGCCCUUGCCGCCAAGGCCGAGUGGGAGGCCAUGUAUUGGAACAAUCUCGCCGCCUUCUUCCUGCAUGCUGCAGAGCUUGUUAGCGGCAAGUACCAUUACAAUUCGAUGGCAGCUACCAUGCUUGGUCAAGGAAAGAACGCUUGCCGCGUCGAGUAUCGUGCGCUGGAAGGAUUUGUUCUCGCAAUUUCGCCAUUCAACUUCACAACAAUUGGUAGCAAUCUUCCAGUUCUCGCGAUCGUCGGCAACACACUCAUAUGGAAACCUUCACCAACGGCUACGUAUUCCAACUACUUGGUCUACCAGAUUUUUGCGAAGGCCGGUGUUCCAGCUCGCGUCAUCCAGUUUGUCGUCGCACAGGUCAUAUACCACCCCAACUUUGCAGCACUCCACUUCACGGGCAGGAUCUUUAUAUUCAAGAAGUUAUGGAAAGACAUUGCCACAAACCUAGACAAGUACAGAGGGUAUCCGAGAAUCGUCAGCGAGACAGGAGGGAAGAAUUUCCAUGUCAUCCACAAGUCGGCAGACGUCCGAUAUGCGGUUUUGCAGAGCAUUCGAGACGACUUUGAGUAUCAAGGACAAAAAUGUUCUGCAUUGUCACGGCUAUAUGUUUCCUCUUCACUUUGGUCAUCUGGAUUCAAAGAUCUGCUCCUGUCCGAGGUUGCGAAGAUCACAGUUGGUCACCGUCAGACUACAGCAACUUUAUGGGACCCAGGUCGUCCGGCUUAUGACAAAAUAAUGGGCGUUAUCCAGAAAGCCAAGGAUGCGGGAGGGGAGGCCUAUUUCAUACAACCUACCAUCAUUCUAACCAAAUAUCCUCAAUCAAUCACGAUGAAAGAAGAAAUCUUUUGUCCUGUCAUCACUGUCUAUGUGUACGACGACACGAAUUAUGAGAAGACUCUGGAACUGCUCGACAACACCUCGCCUUGUGCACUGACUGGCUCUACCUUUGCUGCAGACCGGAAAGCGCUUCUGACUGCCACAAACAAGCUACGCAAUGCUGCCGGCAACGUCUAUUACAACAAGAAAUGCACUGGCGCAGUCGUGGGUCAACAGCCCUUUGGAGGAGCACGAGCAAGCGGGACCAAUGAUGAAGAGCAUCUUCUACCG
Suillus subalutaceus is the source of this 1299-nucleotide messenger RNA. RefSeq names its product Aldehyde/histidinol dehydrogenase. The record is from RefSeq and is a predicted model, not a curated record. Gene Ontology annotation, cellular component: mitochondrial matrix. The annotation marks the transcript as partial. Lineage: Eukaryota; Fungi; Basidiomycota; Agaricomycetes; Boletales; Suillaceae. Gene Ontology annotation, molecular function: L-glutamate gamma-semialdehyde dehydrogenase (NAD+) activity. The transcript has 10 exons.